This is a messenger RNA of Colletotrichum godetiae, 2708 nucleotides long. Its product is annotated as vacuolar sorting protein VPS1. Lineage: Eukaryota; Fungi; Ascomycota; Sordariomycetes; Glomerellales; Glomerellaceae. Gene Ontology annotation, molecular function: microtubule binding; GTPase activity; GTP binding. The record is from RefSeq and is a predicted model, not a curated record. The transcript is spliced from 6 exons. Bases 321 to 2708 code for a protein of 795 amino acids. Gene Ontology annotation, cellular component: microtubule; cytoplasm; membrane.
CAUUUACAAGCGGAAAUUGCCAAGGGCUCAUGGCGAUAGUGUCUCUCUCCCAGGUCGACCGACAAUGGCAGUCGGGGAAGAAUGGACAUCGAACUCUUCUUCCCCCUUUUUGGUAUAAAGGCCUCUUCGGCUUCACUCUGACUGUGUUUCUUCUCGAUGAACACCUGCAGCAAGCUCCCAUAUUUCGCCAAUACCAUCAAGGGACUUCACCCGUUCCAGAGAUCUUAUCAGAACUAUUAUAUCAAGCCAACUUUCACUUUGGUCAAUCCUCAAUCCUAUCACUCUCCCCUUGAUUUCGCAAACUCAUCACUCCGUUGAGCAUGGCCGAAUUCACAACCCCUUCAACCCCGUCUGGCUUAUUCGGAUUCGCACACAAGCCGUCAUACUCUGCCAUGCCAUCAGUCGGUAUCAGCCCUGAGUCGCAGUAUGCCGAGUCGCAGGUCGACUCUGCCGCUGGCUCUGAGGCAGCCUCCCCACCGUCCGACAAAGGUGGCGAACAAGACAGAGCUGAUAUCAUUCCCGAAAAUCCGUUCGACAGCGAGGGCAGCAGGCUUCUGUUCGAUGCCAUUGACAAGCUUCAGUCCUGUGGAGUCAGCCAAGAGCUAGCUAUUCCUCAGCUGGUCAUUGUCGGUGGCCAAUCCACGGGAAAGUCGUCACUGCUUCAGAGCUUGACCGAUAUUCCCUUUCCAGUUGGUUCUGGCUGCUGCACUCGCUUCGCAACAAGGAUUGUAUCUCGGAGAACUGCGCCUGGAAGUCGCAGCUCUGUCAAGGUGACAAUUGUCGAGCCUGAUGUAACUGACAAAUUUGGCUAUCCACCGGAUGAUACGUACAAAGAAUUUCCGCCUUAUGUCACCGAUCAUCUAGGCGUCGAAGAGUUUACGCAACUCAUGAAAAAUAUUACCACAAGGUACAUGGGAAUCAAGAGAGGCCAAGGACUUGCUACCAAGAACUUUGCUUCACAAGUCCUUCGGAUUGAACUCUCGGGCCCUUCCCGAUCACACUUCAGCAUUCUUGACGUACCUGGCAUCUUCUCUUACGCUCAUGAUGUCAACGAGGACGAGGAGCAUGGCGUGAGACAGAUGGUUGGGGAGUACAUGCGACAACCAGCGAACAUCGUAAUAUGCGUGGCCGCCGCUACGGCUGAUUUAUCUACUCAAGAGAUCUUCAAGAUGGCCGCCAAGCUAGUUGACAAGAGUCGUCUUGUUGGAGUCUUCACCAAGUGCGACAGGCUGGAGGAUCCAACUGAGGUUAUUGAUAUCGCUAGUGGAUAUGGAAAAGACUCUACAAGAUCUAUGAAAGACGGUUGGUUCGUAGUGAGAAACCGAUCUGACGCCGAUGGUGAAGAGGUUGACUUCAAAGAAGUUGAACGCAAACUCUUCAGUUGCUCGCCUUGGGACAGGAUCCCAGAGAAUCGACGAGGCUCUGUGCAGCUGCAGAAAUAUCUCGGCAACCUUCUCUGCGCUCAGAUUCGAGGUAACUUUCCCGCGAUUCAAGAGUCAGUCCGGAAGUUGUUAUCGGAUGCCAAAGACAGCAGGAAGAGCUUAGGCGAGCCUCGUCCAAGUCAUAGUCUCCGUCAGCAAUACAUCAGGGAUGUGGUUGAGAAGUACCAUGCAACGGCAACCAAGACUCUCAAGAGCCCCGGAUCCCUGGCUAAGGAUAGCCUACGCAUAAGAGGACUGGUGCGUCGGGCAAACGAGAGCUUUUCAUCUCAAAUGCUUGCACGCGGUCAUACGUAUACCUUUGAAGAUCAUGGGGUAGACCCUAUGACCCAGCUCUCCGACACUAUCACCGUCUUGUCACCUCCAUGUCCACACACACCAACCGGGCAAGAGCAGGUUACGACGCCACCAACGACACCGCCUAAGAAGCGACAUGGACUGACGCCUCAACUACAUACCAAACCUCAGCCUAACCCCGUGCCGUCCUUCAUGGAUGAAAUCCGUGAUCAGCUCCACAUUUGGCAGACUACAGAGCUUCCCGGGAUGGUGAACACAGAGGUCAUCAAGAUUCUCUACAAAACGCAAUCAGAGCAGUGGCAACGGAUUGCAGAACAGCACAUUGAGAACAUUGCCGAUGAUGUAGAGACGGCUUCUAAUUGGAUCCUCGAAGAUGUUUGUUCGCCCGAGAAUUGUUCAAAAAUCCUGUACGAGGAACUGGCUCGAACCCUCACCCAUUUUCAGCAAGAAGCCAAACAGAAGGCACUUCGAGAGCUUAAGGAUCAUUGCCGACGGGAGCGAGAAUCUCACCUCCAGACGACUGACGCAAGGUUUCACGAAAGGCUGCAGAUACUACGGACUGUUCGGCUUUUAAGAGCGAUUGUCUCCAGUCCUGCCCUUCAGCAACGUCUGGACCUGACCAGCUCAAAGGCUCUCUUCCAUCAAUUCCACCACUCAAGCGAAGGAAACAUGGUUAACGAUGUGCAUGAUGUUGUUAAAGUUUAUUACGAACUUUCCCUUGAGGCUUUUAUCAGAUACGUCACCAACGACAUUGUCGAAGAUUUUGUGUCUUACUCCAAGGGGCCGCUCUUGGGAUUAUCCACGGACUGGGUCUUUAUGCUCACUGAUGAAGAAGUUGAGAAGCUCGCUCGCGAGGAUGAUGAGACAAUGGGAAGACGUUCGCACUUCGACGGGGUCAUUGGGAGGCUAGAAAUUGCGCAUGAAAUAGCCGAGAAGGCUAGAAUCCAGACUCGGAACCUUGGAGACAUGUGA